Molecule: messenger RNA, 1227 nt
Organism: Encephalitozoon romaleae SJ-2008
Lineage: Eukaryota; Fungi; Microsporidia; Unikaryonidae
Product: Fcp1-like phosphatase
Exons: 1
Coding region: 1-1227 (408 amino acids)
Cellular component (GO): nucleus
Molecular function (GO): RNA polymerase II CTD heptapeptide repeat phosphatase activity
Source: RefSeq, a predicted model, not a curated record
AUGGAUGAAUGUGAUCAUCCCAUAAGGCUGGGGACAUUAUGUGGGGUAUGUGGGAUGGAAAUCCAAAAGGAUUCACACCUUUUCUGUGCACUAUACAAUACAGACAAUGUCAAGAUAACACAUAAGGAAGCUGUCUCAAUAUAUAAGGAGAAGAUUAAAACUUUAGAGAUGCAGAUGAAGUUGAUUCUGGUCUUAGACCUUGAUCAGACUGUUCUUCACACGGCAUAUGGAGCAUCUAGCGAAAAAGGGAUAGUGAGAUUUACAAUGGACGGAUGCAAGUACUCUGUAAAGCUAAGGCCCAACCUCAAGCGCAUGCUCCGAAAGGUUUCUAGGCUAUAUGAGAUCCAUGUGUACACUAUGGGAACGAGACCGUAUGCAGAAAGGAUAGUUAGGAUUAUUGAUCCCACCAGAAAGUAUUUUCAUGAUAGAAUAAUCACAAGGGACGAAAAUCAGGGGGUUUUAGUGAAGAGACUGAGUAGGUUGUUUCCGUAUAAUCACAAAAACAUAGUCAUUCUUGAUGAUAGGGCCGAUGUAUGGGAUUAUUGUGAGAAUCUGGUUCUAAUCAAGCCAUUCUGGUAUUUCAACCGCGUGGACAUCAACGAUCCAUUGAGGUUGAAGAGAAAGAUAGAAAAGGAAUCGGAAGAGUGCAAGGAGCUUGGAGACUCUGUGAGAAAGAGAAAGAAGGUUGAAGAGGUCGAAGACACCCAGGUUAUUUCAAAGCUGGAUGGGAUGGCACUAGAGUAUUCUUCUGGAGAAUCGUCAGUCCAGGAGGAUGCCAAAGGGGUGGGAGAAAGGAAGACAAAAGAAGGAUUUGAAGGUGAUAAUGAAUUGGUGAGGAUGGCAAGGUUCCUAAGAAAAGUUCAUAGGAAAUACUUUUCAAGCAAGCACAGAAAUGUGAAGAAGGUCCUAAGGAGAAUCAGAAAGAAAAUCUUCGACGGGGACCGAUUUUACGUUGUAGGGCCUACUAACAGAGUGUGGCUAAUGAAAGUGAUAGAGAUGCAUGGGGGAAUAAUAAGUGGACUUGGGAAUGAAGUUGAUUUUAUAGUUUCUUCUUGUUUGGAAGAAGCAAGAGAACUAGCGCAAAAGAUUGAAUGUGUUGUGGUGUCACCAAAGUGGAUAUCGGAUUGUGUGUAUUCUCUGAAAAGAGUUGGCCAUGGAAGAUAUGUUAUAUGCGAUUGCAGGGCCAAGGAUGAAUAUGAGGAGGAGCUUGAGAAGCUCUUUACAUAG